GGGGGUCAGGGUGUCCGCUUUUGUUCUGCAGAAAAAGGGGGCUUGUUCUUAGCAGAGCUGCCUGGGUGUGUGAGCGCGGAGCGGUGUGGGAUGGGAUGGGAUGGGAGCAGAGAAACGAGACGCGGAGCGUCCAGCCUGCAGUCCUGCCACAGGGAGCGGAGCAGCAGCAGGAGCAGGGUUAGGAGUAGGAGCAGGGGGAACAUCGAAUCACAGUGGCAGCACGGUCAGAGAGGAUUCAGCUGCGGGCUCACACUCACCUGAAGGCCGCAGAUGAAGACAAGGAUUAGCGGUCCCGGAGGAGCUUCAACAAAACCUGCAGCGCUUUUCUCAAACUUCUUUUUAUUCUACAAGUGCGCUUAGACUUCCCCGAGCCGACUGACUGAAGUUGACAUUUUUUCUCUGAUCAUAGAUAUUUUUGUAAUUAUUGCAAUUGCUUAUUCCGGUCUCUGAUUUGCUGAAAAAUGCCAUUGAUUGGCGUGUGUGAGCCGCGCUGUCAAUACCUCUGACCUUUGGAGGAUUUCGCCGAAAUCUGCUGGACUUAUUGACUCGAUUUGAAGUGUUGGAAGAGCUUAACUUUUGCAACCCUAAACGGACACCUGUCAGUAAAACCCUCCAUCCAAGAUGCGGGCCAUCCCAUCCAGACUCAGCUAUCUGUUUCUGUACCUGUUUGCAUUCUGCUUCUAUGCUCAGGUAACCAAUCAGUCCCCGCCUAAUUUCACGCAGCAUGUAAGCGAGCAGAGCAAAGUGACGGACCGGGUGAGCCGCAGGCUGAUCCGGAUCUACCAGCUGUACAGCCGGACCAGCGGCAAGCAUGUGCAGGUCCUGCCCAACAAGAAGAUCAACGCCAUGGCCGAGGACGGAGACGCGCACGCUAAACUCAUUGUAGAGACCGACACAUUCGGGAGUCGAGUUCGCAUCAAGGGAGCUGAGACGGGCCUCUACAUCUGCAUGAACAAGAAGGGAAAGCUCAUUGGCAAGGAAAAUGGACAGGGCCGCGAUUGUAUCUUCACCGAGAUUGUCCUGGAAAACAACUACACGGCCCUGAGGAAUGCCCGCUAUGAUGGCUGGUACAUGGCCUUCACUCGCAGGGGGCGGCCGCGCAGGGGCUCCAGGACACGCCAGCACCAGCGUGAGGUGCAUUUUAUGAAAAGGUUGCCAAGGGGGCAGCAGCCCACCCACCCAGGCCAACAUCGGCCUUUUGACUUCAUUCACUACCCUUUCAGUCAAAGAACUAAACGUACACGAUACUCUUCACAGCGCUGAGGAUGAAGACCUAAAAACAAAAAGGGAGAAAGACAAAACAAAAAUAUUGACUGAAGUAUUGAAACAUCAAGCGUUCCUCUCCAAAAAGAAGCCUUCUAGAUAUUUUUUCAUACUAUAUCCUAACACAUAGCUUAU
Messenger RNA from Girardinichthys multiradiatus, 1398 nucleotides. It is a transcript of the gene fgf8a, whose product is annotated as fibroblast growth factor 8a. Gene Ontology annotation, cellular component: cytoplasm. Bases 622 to 1263 code for a protein of 213 amino acids. Gene Ontology annotation, biological process: heart morphogenesis; neuron differentiation; limb morphogenesis. The transcript is spliced from 5 exons. The record is from RefSeq and is a predicted model, not a curated record. Gene Ontology annotation, molecular function: type 1 fibroblast growth factor receptor binding; type 2 fibroblast growth factor receptor binding; growth factor activity. Lineage: Eukaryota; Metazoa; Chordata; Actinopteri; Cyprinodontiformes; Goodeidae.